Molecule: messenger RNA, 2234 nt
Organism: Python bivittatus (Burmese python)
Lineage: Eukaryota; Metazoa; Chordata; Lepidosauria; Squamata; Pythonidae
Source: RefSeq, a predicted model, not a curated record
CCCCGUCUCCUGCUCUGCCUCAUGGGUGGACAUUGAUCCUAUGACGCAUGCCCGGAAGAAACAGCUCUUGCUUCUGAAACACUCAGCUGGUUUUGCUGGCCAAGCUUUGUCACCGAUUGACGGUGAGAGAAUGGAUAGGACUGAGGCAGAGGGCAGCAAGCAUGGAAAUGGCACUGAAGGGCAGAACUGCCAGACUAGAUUUGCCAGCACAACUAAAAGCAGGAAUUUGCAGGAACUCCGAAAGACAUAUCCCUUGAGGAAACGCCUCAGCUCCUCUGUGGACAAAAAAACCUGCUCUGUGCUACUCACAAGGCUAGAGGAUGUAGCUGGAUCACUGUCGGAGGAGACUCCAAGUGGGAUGAAAAGAGGUCUUUCCAGUUGCAUAGAUGACUUCAGACCUUCCUGCCUUCCAGAACAAGUUCAGGUAGCGGGAGCAGGGAAACAAGACUCUUCUAUAGGCAAAUGCCAGAUAUCAUGCCUUGGGGCUGAGGAGGAAGGGCACAAUGCCUGCCUCUCGGAGCCCAGAAAACGAAGGCUAGCCUCCCUGAAUGCUGAGGCGGUGAACAACCUGCUCUUUGAACGGGAUGACAACUUAUUAUCUGGCAGGCGUUUUCGAAAAGAUUCCCCCCAAAUCAGUGGGAUUUGUUGCACUAAUAGUAUAUGUUGCAAAGCUCAGGGCCCAUGGCCCUUGACGGAAAAACGAACCACUAAAACGGUGAAGGGAAAGAACCAGACUAAAUCAAGUCAGAAGUGUGCUCCUUACAACCAGUCCCUGGAUGGUGUCUUUGAAGGGAAAAGACGGGAGGACAAGGGAAUUUCCUACCAUCCUGCCCCAAAGAGAUUGGCCAGUCUCAAUGCUGCAGCUUUUCUGAAACUGACCCAUGAGAAAGACCAACCAUUAAAGCCCAGAAGUAAAUCAACUGGAGAAAGCAAGAUGGAAGGACACAGUUCCAAAUCAAAACUCAAGUGGGCCAAAGUCAAUGGAAAAAAUUGUGUUAAAUCCAAAAAGGAAAUAUCCUCUGUCAAAACAGAGGGUCAGCGUAGCUGGCAAGGAAUCCCUGAGGGUGCAUUUAGAAAAGUAGGUCAUCAGGAUUCUCCUAGAAUCUAUGGGAAAACAGAAUCCAUCAGUUACAAACCAUUGCCUAACUCUUCUGAAGGCACAGAGGGUUUCUACCACAGACUGCCUUUGCUAAUGGGUGGGCAAGCUUCCAUGAAGCCUGAAUAUGGAAGACCUGGAGAGAAAUCUCCUACCCCCAAGCAGGAAUUUCAUCAGCCUUCCUUCCCAGUACCUCAGUUCCAUCCUUUGCCUGUGCCAGGCAAUCAUCCAGAUUGUGGCUGUCUCUUUGAAUCGUCUGACUUGACGCCAUUGAAUGGAUUUUAUGUUUAUUAUGGCCAAAGCGGAUACAAUAGUUAUACUCAUUGCUCGAUAUAUCCGAAGGAUGAGUUGUCGCAGGCAACGGGUUGUGAGGGGCUUUUGGUAUCUCCAGGUUCCUUACCGUCUGACCCCUCGUUUCAGCCAUUUCAUUGGUGUAGCUCUCCAUAUUGUUGUGGAGAGGGACCAGCAAUUAACAGCUUCAGCCUUUGUGGAGUUAUGCAUGUACCAGAAAGCAGAAUUGGUAGUGUGCAUACAGGGCGGAAUGGCUACCCUUAUAAGAUGCCUUUUGCAGCAGAUAGCUGCAAGUCCCUGGACCAGCUGAGCCUCACAAUCCCAGUGGCAGGACAUCCCGUUUCACCUGCCCAUCCUCUCUCAGGAUGUCCGGUACCCAGUGUGCCACCCGCUGCAGAACCUGUUCCUCACUUACAAACGCCAAACUCAGAGCCCCAGACUAUGGCCCGUGAAUGCCCACAGAGCUCCAAACCACCCAGCGGCUCUAAAUCUGGCCUCCGGAAUUCUACUAGCUGCUUGCACGUGUCUGACAGCAAAACAGUUGGAAGUCACCUGCAUCCCAAGCAGCAACGCAUCAACCGGAGGAGAGCCACAAAUGGCUGGAUACCCAUUGGAGCGGCAUCUGAGAAGGCCGUCUAUGUUGUGAAUGAGCCAGAACCAGCUGUUCGUAAGAGCUACCAGGCUGUGGAGAGAGAUGGAGAAAUCAUUCGGGUUCGGGAUACAGUUCUUCUGAAAUCAGGGCCAAGGAAGAAAUCAAUGCCUUAUGUGGCUAAGAUAUCUGCCCUGUGGGAAGACCCCAAAACAGGUAUUAAGCACAAAACCUAUGUCCCUUGUACAGGCUGUCAAG